UCCCUUUGUGAUCUCGGGCUGGCGGCGGGAUAGUUGUUCCGUUAGCUGACGAGCAGAUUAGAUCCGUUUCGAGGCGGCAGAGCUGCAGGUGAACCCGCACACACACAGAUCACACACAUUUAGGCUGCAGCUGUGUGACCUUUGAUAGUUUCCAUGGAAACCAGAGCAUUCCUCAGAGAAGAGCUGCAGCUGUUUCCAGCAAACAUGGACCAUGUUAUCAGCAAUACGUGGAUGGGAGUAAAACCAGAGGAGACAGCAGGACCUGAACAUCUACGUGUGAGUCCAGGACAACAGAGUCCAGCAGUCAGAGUGGAGACCUGCUGGAUCUCAGAGACCAGGACCAGGAGCCCGUUUCAGAAAGCAGCUUUAACAAACUCUGAGAUGGAAAAGUUUUCAGUUCCAGAACAGCUGAUCAGAGUUUGUUCAAUCAAAUGUGAGGAUGAAAACAGCCUUCAUCACUGGAGCUCCGAUACUACGAUUCACCAUGGCAACAGAGACCAGGACCAAGGCCAGGAGCACUACAAGAGCGAAACGGAGGAGGACCAGCAGAACCCGGACCUGCGGAGCAACAAGGUCCCCAGAAAACCAGCAGCAGGCUCGUCCUCUGAUCCCACCGAUGUUCAGGCGUUGAAGGAGUGUUACAUCCCGCUGACACGUGUCAGGAUCAGCAGUGCGAUGUUGGCUGCGUUGGACGCCGUUGGACGCUCAGCAGCUGUUCCAAAAGGCCAAAAGAAACAGAGAGGAAGAAAGAGACUGAUUCAUCAGAGAGUUCACACUGGAGAGAAACCCUACAGCUGUGAUGAAUGUGGAGCAGCUUUCACUAGAUCUGGUCACCUGUAAACACA
Molecule: messenger RNA, 845 nt
Organism: Sebastes umbrosus (honeycomb rockfish)
Lineage: Eukaryota; Metazoa; Chordata; Actinopteri; Perciformes; Sebastidae
Product: zinc finger protein 37 homolog
Exons: 5
Coding region: 154-840 (228 amino acids)
Source: RefSeq, a predicted model, not a curated record